Messenger RNA from Talaromyces stipitatus ATCC 10500, 603 nucleotides. RefSeq lists its product as uncharacterized. The record is from RefSeq and is a predicted model, not a curated record. The transcript has 3 exons. NCBI's taxonomy places the organism in Eukaryota, Fungi, Ascomycota, Eurotiomycetes, Eurotiales, Trichocomaceae. Bases 1 to 603 code for a protein of 200 amino acids.
AUGGCUUGGCCUUAUCGCUUCAUCCUAUCCCUCUCCGAUGAAGAGCUUGAACGUCGGCGCACUACCCUCGACAACCGCGGGCAUUACGCUCAGCUCUCAGCACUCAUUCUUCUCGGCGCUUUUUUUCUAUUUAGCCUUGGGAAAGGAAAUCGAUUUGAGUAUAACAGAGGGAAAUCCUGGUGGGAUGUACCCGCCAUCAAAGGUGCUAGCGAGACCCGACGACAGUACGCUGUCGCCCUAUCUUGGCUUUUAUGGCUUGUGACUCUCAGUAUAUGGAGGACAGACGAUGUCUUCUUCAAACGCAUUCGGGAUUCAGAUGUUCAAUACGGCCUAGCAGGGACGUCGUUCGCUAUCCUCAUUCUAGUACUUGGUCGUACCAAUGUAUGGAAAUUACGAGAUUUGAUCGGCGCCUCGAGACCGGAGGCGCGACGGCAGUUGUUUUACGUAGUACAUCUUGUACUCGUGGGUAUUUUCUACGGAUUGGCUUAUUCUCAUGUCAAGUAUGCGCGGCCGUUUGUUUUGGAGGCUAUGGGAGCUGCCACGGUUAAUUUGUAUAUUCCUUUAGCUUUCGUCAAUAUAGCUCCUAUUAUCAGUAAGCAUUAA